UUUCCUCCCUUCUGUAAUAAGCAGCCAAUGAGUUCUCACGGAAGGUGAUAAUUCUGACUAAAAUUACAGAAUAAAGCCGCCAGUUAAAAUCAAGGAACGGUUGUGCUCGUGGUUACUGAAGGGAGCUACAGUGAGAACUCAAUGCUCUUCACGAGCAAGAGAGAAAGAAGAAUCACAUCCAGCUGUAAAACGUCUACAAGAUUCCCAAAUCCUGGUAGACCCUGUCAUCUGCCAGAUAAGAGUUUUGCACCUACCUGCAAACUAAGAAGAAAAUCUCCACAUAAGGAAGCAUCGUGAGGCAACAUAAGGUCAAGACUAACAGGAAAGUCAGACACGCAAGUACAAGUCAAGGUGUUUGAAGGUGGUCCUAGCCUUGUGAACAGCUAAUAAGAGACUUUAAGAUUACAAUUCGUAAGGACUGGAGAUAGUUGUCUAUUUCAUAAAUACUCUGGUAUUAUGCAUUUGCUCUUUCUAUCUUAAUGUAUCACUGGUAUGUGUAUUACUGAAAAAUAUUAUUUGAUACUUACUAAAAAUAUAUAUAUAGUCACAAACAUUAAGGGUCAGCAUACACCUAUUAAUUAUAUAUUCACAUGUAAGUUAAUAGUGUAAUUGUUUGGUAAGGUGUUUGUUCAAGCCUUUGUUACAAGCAUUAUACAUGUUUAUACCACGUACUGAGUUUUAAAUUACAGUGAAUUAGAGUAUAAAUUACCUACUCACUUAUCCAAACCUUAGCUAGAAUUGAUUUGACUUGAUUUAGAAUGUCAAAAAGAGGUAGUUUCACUAAAGGUGAUAGAGAUGGGGUGGGUCAAGUUGAGCAGCUGCAGCAACACCUCGCAAACUUUGAGCCUUCAUCAGAACAAACAGAACAGCAGGAAGAGGCCCAGACUGGUGUGGAGUCACUUCGGCCAGUGAAUGAUGAUACAGAGGCUGCUAAUGAGAUAGCACAACAAGAGCCACGAAAAGGUGAGAGGGUCCGCAGGUUAACUGAAAAGGGCAGAGAACUGCGCGACGAAAGGUGGAGACAGCUCGAACAUCGUUUCAGGGUCAGCUAUGAGAAGUGGAAGGCUCUGGUAAAGGAAGCAAAACUGUCACUGACAGGCUGUUGCUCUGAAGACCUACUAGAAGACCUCAAACAAGAUUAGCCAUACCUCAGAGCUAAACCUUGUCUACGUAAAUUUGCGUCAAAUCGACAUUCCCGACAACGAUAUACGACGCAGAGUUGAUACUUGUGAAGCAGUUACAAUGUCUAUUAUCAAGACUGUAAGGUGUCAUUUAAAAUGCAGGGAAGAAGGUCAAAGUAACCAGAUAGAGUUGCACUGGAAGGACAGCAAUUCCUUGUGCAUGUCUGAACUCUCACAUAAGUCAAGUCUCAACUAUCAGCCCUCAAGUGCUUCCUCCCAGUCUCAAAGCAACUCAAAGGUCAACUCCAGACGCUCAAGCGUGUCAUCUGUCAAGAGACAAGAGGCUGCGGCGGAAGUUGCUGCUAACCAAGCAGCUUUAGAAGUAAUGGUUAAGCAAGAACGCCAACUAGAAGAGCUUCAGCGACUUGAAGAUGAAGAUAAGAAGAGGACAGCGGAGCAAGAAGCUGAGGCUGUGAAACGCAGCUUAGAAGAAGCUAGGCUGCGAGUCAAGUUAGAGGUAGAAAAUGCUGCCAGACGAAGGACACUAGAAGACAAGCGUAGAGAUUUAGAGCGCCUAGAAGUGCUCAAGAAACUAAAUGCUGCCAAGGCGCGAAUGCAAGUGUAUGAGCAAGAUGAAAACUCAGAGGACGAGAAGAGAGAACUACUCUCUAACUGCAAAUCUGUGAAAGAAGUCACGCACAGAAGUGGCUCAUUUCACAGUCUCUCACCACAACAUGUUGUGACAAGCACACAGCAAGAAGAUGGCACCAAGACCAUGUUCAGGUUACUAGUGGAAUCAAUCAGUGAAAGCCGCCUCCCCAUACCAGAACCAGUAACAUUCAAUGGAGAGCCUCUCUCGUACUCUGACUGGAAGGUCUCUUUUCAGACUCUGAUAGACAGGAAGAACAUACCAACAACUGAGAAGAUAUAUUACUUAAGAAAAUAUGUCGGUGGGCCUGCCAAGAAAGCCAUCGAAAGUUACUUUAUGUUAGGAACAGAAUCAGCCUACCAUGCUGCUUGGACCAUUCUUGAAGAAAGGUACGGAAACAAAUUCUUCAUCGCCAAGUCUUUCAGAGAUAAGCUCAAUGCAUGGCCUACGAUAGGAUCCAAGGACAGUCUUGAACUUAGAGACCUUGUAGACUUUCUUCGCAGCUGUGAAGCUGCUAUGUCUCAGAAUAAGGGCCUGGAGGUGCUUAAUGACUGUAAUGAAAACCAAAAGAUCCUCGCUAAACUUCCAGAUUGGCUAACUUCAAGAUGGAAUAGAAAGGUCACAGACAUCUUAGAAGAAACGGAGAUCUUUCCUAGCUUCAGUCAGUUUGUGAAGUUUCUCACGAGAGAAGCCAAGAUUGCUUGCAAUCCUGUAACAUCCCUUCAUGCUUUGAAACCAAGUGAAGAUGGGAAACUUAAGACGCCAAGGAUUCAAAACCCCGGAGCAAGGGUAUUAGCAACUAACUCUGAUGAGAAAGAUACUGUUACUAGUUGUGUCUUCUGUGAGAAGUCAGGUCACAGUCUCCACAAAUGCUGGAAGUUCAUGGAUAAGCCCGCCGCAGAGCGACAGAAGUUUGUUCAACAGAAUAAAGCCGCCAGUUAAAAUCAAGGAACGGUU
Oncorhynchus gorbuscha (pink salmon) is the source of this 2727-nucleotide messenger RNA. RefSeq lists its product as uncharacterized. Bases 1243 to 2712 code for a protein of 489 amino acids. The transcript is spliced from 2 exons. The record is from RefSeq and is a predicted model, not a curated record. NCBI's taxonomy places the organism in Eukaryota, Metazoa, Chordata, Actinopteri, Salmoniformes, Salmonidae.